Molecule: messenger RNA, 4561 nt
Organism: Grammomys surdaster
Lineage: Eukaryota; Metazoa; Chordata; Mammalia; Rodentia; Muridae
Gene: Inpp5f
Product: inositol polyphosphate-5-phosphatase F
Exons: 15
Coding region: 1088-3619 (843 amino acids)
Biological process (GO): regulation of endocytic recycling; phosphatidylinositol dephosphorylation
Cellular component (GO): early endosome; clathrin-coated endocytic vesicle
Molecular function (GO): phosphatidylinositol-4-phosphate phosphatase activity
Source: RefSeq, a predicted model, not a curated record
UGUGUGUUUAUCUGUGGAUGUCAGAAGGGAACCUCAGAUGCUGUUCCUCAGGCACCUAGUUUAGAGACAAGUUCUCUCACUGGCCUGGAGCUCACCAAGUAGGCUAGGCUUGUCAAGCAGUGAUCCCCAGGGAUCCACCUACCUCUGCCUCCCCAGUACGAGGUCACAAAGCAUGUGUCCCAUGCCUGGCUUGACUAUCACAGAAGUAUUUUAGACCCACUCAGUCUUCUCAGUCUUAAUUUGCUGUUUUUGAGACAGGAUCUGAUGUAGCCCAGUCCAGUUUCAAACUUAAUAUGUAGCUAAGUAUGACACUGAACUUCCUGCCAUGUUUCUUCCUCCCAGUGCUUCGUUUAAACUCUGAAUGUGUUUAGUUUAGAACAGAAGAAUCUCUGAACAGGACUCUCCUAAUUAGCUAGAUGACAUUUUAAAAUGAUACAUUAUGGAGAUACUCUCUGCUGUUCAUUUACUAUUUGAAUUUUAGGCUGGUGGAGAAAGUGUUUCUCUAAAGCAGAAUGUGAAGUAAAGCUGGGCCGAGACAGAGCUCAGCUGCAGAAUGGCUUCUUGGCAUGUAUGGGGCUCUGGGUUUGAUUCUCAGCCUUACAAAUGACAGCAACAAAACUGGCCAUGGUAGUGUGUGCCCGCUGCCCAGUAUGUGGGAGUGGAGGGUGCAUGUGCCCGCCAGCUGGUACUGGGGACUUAGGCAAGGGCCCCACCUAACAUUCCAAGUCUGUCUGAGCUGCAGGGUGAAGCUCUGCUCAAAGUAAAAGGGGGCUGGAGAGAUGAUCCAGCAGUCAUUGGGUACUCUUGGAGAGGAUCUGGGUUUUGUUCUUCGCAUCAUCCCUGGUAACCCCAGUUUCCAGGAUCUGACACCCUCCUGCCGUUACAGACUCCGGAUGUCGACUUCUGGAUCACCCCCAUUAUCCAGGGGUUUGUGCAGAUUGAAGAGCUUGUGGUUAAUUACAACGAGUCAUCUGAUGAUGACAAGAGCAGCCCAGAGACACCCUCUCAGGACCCCACUUGUGUAGAUGACAUUCAUCCGAGGUUCCUAGUGGCUCUUCUGUCUCGCAGAAGUAGGCACAGAGCAGGAAUGCGGUAUAAACGAAGGGGAGUGGAUAAAAACGGAAAUGUUGCGAAUUAUGUGGAGACCGAGCAGUUGAUCCAUGUUCAUAAUCAUACCCUGUCAUUUAUUCAAACGCGAGGCUCUGUGCCCGUCUUUUGGAGCCAGGUUGGGUAUCGCUAUAAUCCAAGACCUCGGCUUGACAAAAGUGAGAAGGAAACGGUCGACUGUUUCUGUGCCCAUUUUGAAGAACAACUGAAAAUUUACAAAAAACAGGUUAUUGUUAACUUGGUAGACCAGGCUGGAAGGGAGAAGAUUAUUGGCGAUGCUUACCUGAAGCAGGUACUGCUCUUCAACAACCCCAAGCUCACCUAUGUCUCCUUUGAUUUCCACGAGCACUGCCGAGGAAUGAAGUUUGAAAAUGUUCAAACCCUAACGGAUGCCAUUCACGACAUCAUCCUGGACAUGAAGUGGUGUUGGGUUGAUCAAGCUGGUGUAAUAUGUAAGCAAGAAGGAAUUUUCCGAGUUAAUUGCAUGGACUGCCUGGAUCGCACCAACGUGGUCCAAGCUGCCAUAGCUCGAGUGGUCAUGGAACAGCAGCUUAAAAAACUAGGUGUGAUGCCCCCAGAGCAGCCACUACCUGUGAAAUGUAAUCGGACCUACCAGAUAAUGUGGGCUAACAACGGUGACUCCAUCAGCAGGCAGUAUGCUGGGACAGCCGCUCUAAAGGGUGACUUUACAAGAACAGGAGAAAGGAAGUUGGCAGGAGUUAUGAAAGAUGGAGUUAACUCGGCAAAUAGGUACUACCUCAGUCGGUUCAAGGAUGCUUAUAGGCAAGCUGUCAUAGAUUUGAUGCAAGGCAUUCCAGUGACAGAAGAUCUUUAUUCCAUAUUUACCAAGGAGAAGGAGCACGAAGCUUUGCAUAAGGAGACCCAGAGGAGCCACCAGGAGCUCAUCAGCCAGCUCUUACAGAGUUACAUGCAGCUGCUGCUGCCCGGAGAUGAGAAGUUCCACGGGGGCUGGGCUCUGAUUGACUGUGACCCCAGCCUCACUGAUGCUGCUCACAGAGACGUGGACGUGCUGCUGCUGCUUUCUAACGCUGCCUAUUAUGUGGCCUAUUAUGAUGAUGAAGUUGAUAAAGUAAACCAGUAUCAACGGCUGAGCCUGGAAGACCUGGAAAAAAUAGAAAUAGGUCCUGAACCUACUCUUUUCGGCAAACCAAAGUUCUCCUGCAUGCGGCUGCACUACAGGUGUAAAGAAACAAGUGGUUACUUCCAUACACUGAGAGCUGUACCACGCAGUCCUGAAGAAGACGGGAAAGACACUCUUCAGUGCAUUGCAGAGAUGCUGCAGAUCACCAAGCAAGCCAUGGGUCUGGAUGUUCCCAUAAUCGAAAAGAAACUUGAGAGGAAAAGCAGUAAGCCUCAUGAAGACAUCAUUGGUAUCAGAUCUCAAAACCAAGGCUCUCUGGCCCAGGGGAAAAGCUUUUUAAUGAGCAAAUUUUCAUCUCUAAAUCAAAAAGUAAAGCAGACCAAAUCCAAUGUGAACAUUGGCAACCUACGAAAAUUAGGAAACUUUGCAAAGCCUGAAAUGAAAGUUAACUUUCUAAAACCAAACUUAAAAGUCAAUCUUUGGAAGUCAGAUAGUAGUCUUGAGACCAUGGAAAACCCAGGAGUGAUGGAUAAUAAGGUCCAGGGAGAGUCUGAUGGGGACAUUUCUUCAGAUAAUGACUCGUACCACUCUGAUGAAUUCCUUACAAACUCUAAGUCAGAGGAAGAUAAGCAGCUAGCCAAUUCUUUAGAGAGUGUAGGGCCAGUAGAUUACAUUCUCCCGAGCUGUGGAAUUAUUGCUUCAGCACCUCGAUUAGGCAGUCGAUCCCAGUCUGCCAGCAGCACUGAUAUCAGCAUUCAUGCUUCCUCAGAAGCUACUGUUGGUCAUGGAAGUGAGCUUGGAAAAGGCCCAGAGUCUCCCUUGAAGAAAAGCCCUUCUGCUGACAACAUACGCAUAUUGACUGGUUUUGCAAAGCCUAUGGAUGUUUACUGCCAGAGAUUUGUGCAGGAUGCACAGAACAAAAUGAAUGAGCUGUCAGAGAUCAGGUCUGUAUCUCAGAAUAGUGAGGAAGGAAAUCACAAGCCUACCUGUGUUUCUAAUGAAGAGACCCAAUCUGAAUCAGUUGAACAGAUGCCUUCUCGGCCCUCUCAGUUAAAUGUCUCUUGCUCUGUGACAGGCCCACAGUUCUUGUCAGUUGAACAUUCAGUCCAUCCAGUGGUAUCUCAGAAGACCCCAAGCUCCGGGUCCAGCCUUGUGGAGCUUGAGGCAGGGCUUUGUGUAACGCCUUCUUCAGAGAGCAGCAGCAGCAGAGCAGUCUCUCCCUUUGCAAAGAUCCGCAGCUCCAUGGUCCAAGUUGCUAAUAUUACCCAAGCUGGGCUAACUCAUGGGAUAAACUUGGCAGUUGCUAAAGUUCAGAAGAGUCCAGCAGAACCCGAAGUGGUUAACGAAAUUCAACAAAAUGAACUUAAAAAUAUGUUUACACAAUGCCAGACACGAAUAAUUCAGAUUUAGAUUUUAGUCACAAUCCUUUGGCUUUUAUUUAAAAAUUCAAAAUGAAGUUUUCACCUAUCAGGCUACUUUAACCUGUACUGAGUUUAGGGAUUUCAAAUUCUAAUUAUGUUUAUUGGCAAUUGUUUUACAAGGAGUCUGAACUUUAACACAUUUCCAGAUAUGUAAGCCAAGACUACAAGCAAUCAUCCUGGAUUAUGGACCAGAAUAACAAACACACUAGAGUGGUUUGUGCGUGUCACUCAGGAAGGAGCAGGAAAGAAACCAAGCUGUUGUCUGGAGGGGGAGAUGCUCUGAAGCAGAUGUAGUGUGGACACCCAUUUAAGGAGUUAGCAUUUCUCUGCUCUGUCAGUUCAUCCCUCUAUACUGCUUCUAUAAAGGAAAUUAUGCAUUUAGAUUUUAGUGAUACUAGUGUGCAUUAGUAUCUAAAUUUUUUAAAAAAGUAGUCUUGCAGCUUAACCAUUCUCUGAAGUUGAGAAUUAACAAUGGUGAAAAUGUAUUUUCAUUUGACCCCAAUCUCUCCCUAUUUUUUUUCUCUCUCAAAUUUUUAAAUAAAUCUGGGCUUGCUCAUCAUAAAAUAACUUGCUGCAGGAACAUAUGAUCAUGUUUAUUGACUCUAGGGAUCUCUAGAAAAGUCGUUUGAACUUUCAAGAGGGACAUUUAGCAUUUCUUGUAGGUUCUAGAACUAUGGGAAAACAUAGCCAGAGUACAGGUUAAAUUGGUUUUAUGCGGUAACUAACCACCAAGAACCUCUUCUGUAACCCAGAGUAAGAUUAAGUUGUAGGGCACUCUGCAGGCAUCGAUGUUUCUGGCAUCCUUUAGAGCCUUACUCCAGUUGACUAACUCUCCAUCUAACAUUAUGUCUGUUAAAACUGAUAAGCAUUCCAAUUUUGUUAUUUAUUAGUGUCAAGUCUUGUAACUAUUAAAGUACCACUGUAAUUCAAA